GUAACCGGUGUGAGUCAUUCGGCAUUGCCUCGGCCAUUGUUCAAUUACAUACCGGGAUUUGAGUACCUCGUUCGAGCCGGUUGGACACCGGACGGGACAUAUGUUUGGUGUCAGCUGAUUACACGCACUCAGAAUCGGUUGGAAUUGAUCCUCAUACCGGUUGCCAAUUUUCAAUCAACCAAUAGCACAGUUCCAUCCGAUUUGUGUGCCAACGAGACAGGGACACAUGAUCGACAAUCUCCGUGUAUACGUCUCGUCGUGGAAGAAGAUGUUGAGUUUUGGGUGAAAAUCACAUUUGUCUGGGCCAGUCAUCGCUCCGGUUUCUCUCAUCUCUACCUGAUGCAACGUUCUUGGGCUUCAUGGUCCGACCUGAUCGGCAGUGUGACCCCUGUGGACGCACCGAAUGCCGGCACCGCCCUGAUUCUCGAUGCGGAAGAACUGUUCACGGCACAAUUGACUUCUGGUUCAUGGGAGGUAACGGGAGAACAGAUCUGGUUGGAUGAAACGCAUCAACUGGUGUAUUUCGAAGCCAAUCGGGAACAUCCACUAUUGCGGAAUAUCUAUGCGGUGAGUUAUGCCUGCAGUACACGUGGCCGUCUGAUUCGACUCACACCAACUUGUCCAUCUGUGGUGAGCACAGCUGAGAAUGAGAUCCAGUCUGGGGAAGAUUCACUACUAUCUGCUAGCCCGCCCGUAUUUCGUGCGGGCCAAUCAUAUUUCACCACCGGGGCAUCCUGCUUUGAUCCCACAUUCCCUCUGUGUCCCAGUCUAAACGACUAUCCGCUCUCGUACGAGGUUAGUGCAUUGGAUGUGGAAUCGGGCUGGGCGGUACUCACAUCCAGCAGUCUGAGUCGUCUGCCGGGAACGCAGGUUGUUCGAAUCGUGUUCCAGUCGGUCAGUUCCAGUUCGGACAUCUCCAUCUCCAGUCCGGCCAGCACGACCAAUCCGGAUCUACUUGGCCCGACCCGGAUGGAACCGUCAUUUCGUCAUGUAGCUUGGCUCCGGCAACAUGUAUCUCACCACAGUGCUGCCUCACAAUUUAUCCGUCCUUGUGAUCCGCCCAAGGUGGUUCGAUACAAUAUUGACGAGGCUGAGUUCGAAAUGAUCGAUCCGUCCCAAUCAAACCAUCCCCAACCGAAUCCACCCCUGUCGUCCCCUACCGCAUCGCGUCAUCAUUAUCCGCAAACAUUCCUGUACGGUUUGUUCCUGAUGCAUGCCAUGCUGUACUGCCAUUUCGGUUAUGCCGUUUUCCUUUGCGAUUGUCGUGGAUCCGCCAAUCGAGGUAUCCUGUUUGCCGGUCACAUCAAAGAUCGCCUGGGCCAAGUUGAAUUGAACGAUCACGUGGCAUUCCUAAAACACGUGGCCAACUCGACCGGUCUCAUUGAUAUGUCACGUGUGGCCAUCACCGGUUAUUCGUACGGUGGAUAUAUGAGUCUAAUGGCAGCUAUGCACUAUUCGCACAUAUAUCGGGCUGUUGUUGCAUGUUCUCCCGUGGUUGAUUGGAUCUAUUAUGACACAGCAUACACGGAACGUUACCUGGGUCUGCCAAGAGAAAAUCCAACCGCCUACUGGUAA
This is a messenger RNA of Echinostoma caproni, 1575 nucleotides long. NCBI's taxonomy places the organism in Eukaryota, Metazoa, Platyhelminthes, Trematoda, Plagiorchiida, Echinostomatidae. The record is from the annotation of a GenBank genome assembly.